CACAGGUCCGGAUAGCGUCUCGUCCUCCCGCGUCCCGCCUCGCUCCCUCCUCCCCCGUCGUCUUCUCCAACGGGAAAAUAGCCAUUACCGAAGGCCGUCAGCAGCGUUGCGUCGGGGAGGAUUUUUCACCGCGCGCGGUCCCGCGAUUGAUGCCCCCGCCAUGGCGUCCGUGGCGCUGUCCUCGUCGUCGCAGGCCGGCCUCCUCGUCCUCCCGUCGCCGCUCCUGAAGCCGGCCGUCGGCGCAUGCCUCCGCUACCGCCUGCCGAGGCUGCCUCCGGGGCUCUCGAGCGUGAGGAAGGGAGGGAUCCUGCCGCUGCCGAUCCUGGUGCCUCCCCGGGCCGUGGAGGGCAAUGACGGGCGGGCCGCAGUGACCAAGGAGGAGGUGGAGGAGGAGGAGGAGGAAGAGGAGGUCGAGGUGACCAAGGAGGGCGAGGAGGAUACUCAGGAGAGGGGAGGUACUACUGGUUCCACGAAGGAGGACGCGGCAAGGGGUUCGGAGCGGUUCGCGGCGGACUACAUCCCGCUCGGCAUCAGGGAGCCCGUCUACGAGGCGAUAGAAGUGAGAUCUAAUGGGAGGAUGUCCACCAAAAAAAUAAGCAGGCGGCAGCUACUGAAAUCUAGUGGUCUCCGCCUACGAGAUACUAGAAGCGUUGACCCAUCACUAUGGUUAAUGAAUUCAAUGCCUUCCCUGCUGGUACGUGAGCAAGCUAUUUUGCUCAAUCUUGGUUCCUUGCGAGCAAUUGCUAUGUAUGAGCGUGUUCUUAUAUUCAACUAUAACAGCCCAGGAGGGAAGGCCUUUCUAGGGUUAUUACUGCCUAGGUUAAAUCCAAGAAACAUCAAUGGUGGGCCUGCAAUGCCUUUUCAGCUUGAGGUUGUUGAAGCUGCACUUAUUUCUAGAAUACAAAGAUUGGAGCAGAGACUAAUGAAAAUUGAGCCUCAUGUGGCUACAUUGCUAGAAGUUCUACCAAAUCGAUUGACAGCUGAUGUGCUGGAGCAGCUUCGUCUAAGUAAACAAGCAUUGGUUGAGCUGGGUUCACGAGCAGGUGACCUCAAACAAAUGCUUAUUGAUCUCCUGGAUGAUCCUCAUGAAAUCCGACGAAUAUGCAUAAUGGGGAGAAAUUGCACACUUGAUAGAUUGAGUGAUAACAUGGAGUGCUCUGUUCCUUUAGAGAAGCAGAUUGCUGAAGAGGAAGAGGAAGAAAUUGAAAUGUUGUUGGAAAAUUAUCUUCAACGAUGUGAAUCAUGCCAUGGUCAAGCAGAGAGACUUCUGAAUUCUGCAAGAGAAAUGGAAGACUCGAUUGCUGUGAACUUAAGUUCCCGACGACUUGAAGUAAGUAGAGUGGAGCUGCUUCUUCAAGUGGGAACAUUUUGCGUUGCAAUAGGGGCAUUAAUUGCAGGAAUAUUUGGCAUGAAUCUUCAAUCAUAUCUCGAAACAAAUGCGUGGGCAUUUUGGGCGACAACUGGUGGAAUAGUUGUUGGAGCAGUAGCUGGAUUUUUCCUCAUGUACUCAUAUCUAAAGGCUAGGAAGAUAUUGUGAACCCUGUAACGUGUGUACGUUUGAAUUAUACUUAGAACUGUAAAUAAAGCAAUUUUGAUGUCGUUUGCACAUCCAGUGAUGGAUAUGCAUGCUUAUUCUUGAUAUGGUUUUGGGUGCUCCAAAUUA
This is a messenger RNA of Sorghum bicolor (sorghum), 1663 nucleotides long. Its product is annotated as magnesium transporter MRS2-A, chloroplastic. The transcript is spliced from 13 exons. The record is from RefSeq and is a predicted model, not a curated record. Bases 161 to 1537 code for a protein of 458 amino acids. Lineage: Eukaryota; Viridiplantae; Streptophyta; Magnoliopsida; Poales; Poaceae. Gene Ontology annotation, biological process: magnesium ion transport. Gene Ontology annotation, molecular function: magnesium ion transmembrane transporter activity.